UCGCUGUCAAAUCGUCCAUUUUUCUAACCUCGUUGUUCAGUCUGGACGUGUUGCUUCAGACAUUGGUUUUAAUUUGUGAUUUUAAUAGAAAAUUUUAACAUUUUAUAAAUAAAACAACACACAAAAAUGGGUGAUAUUGAAAUUAAAAAAGAAAAGAAAAAGAAGAAGAUCAAGGAGGAGCCAAUCGAUUUAGAUGACAUCGGCACUUUACAAAAAUCUGGAGAUUUCACUGUAAAACCCUCUGAGAAAAAAGCCACUUUGGACACCUCACAAUGGCCAUUGUUAUUGAAGAAUUUCGAUAAGUUGAAUGUGCGCACCAAUCACUACACGCCAUUGCCCAGUGGCUCAUCGCCCUUGAACCGUGACAUCAGGGAAUAUAUGAAAUCAGGUUUCAUCAAUUUGGACAAACCCUCCAAUCCCAGUUCUCACGAAGUCGUAGCCUGGAUUAAGAAGAUAUUGAAGGUGGAAAAGACAGGUCAUUCUGGUACAUUGGAUCCUAAAGUAACUGGUUGUUUAAUUGUUUGCAUUGAUCGCGCCACUCGUUUGGUUAAGUCUCAACAGAGUGCUGGUAAAGAAUACGUUGCCAUUUUCAAAUUGCAUUCUCCUGUUGAGUCUGUGGCUAAAGUGCGUCAAGGCUUAGAAAAGUUACGUGGUGCUCUCUUCCAACGUCCUCCUCUAAUUUCUGCUGUGAAACGUCAAUUGCGUGUACGUACCGUAUAUGACAGUAAAUUGUUGGACUAUGAUGAAUCCCGUAAUAUGGGUGUCUUUUGGGUUAGUUGUGAGGCUGGUUCUUAUAUUCGUACCAUGUGUGUACAUCUUGGUCUGGUGCUCGGUGUUGGCGGCCAAAUGUUGGAGUUGCGUCGUGUCCGCUCAGGUAUACAGUCGGAACGUGAUGGUAUGGUAACAAUGCACGAUGUCUUGGAUGCCAUGUACAUGUAUGAAAAUCACAAAGAUGAAUCUAUGUUGAGACGCGUCAUCAAACCUUUGGAAGGUCUUUUGAUCAAUCACAAGAGAAUCAUCAUGAAGGACAGUUCGAUCAAUGCCAUUUGUUAUGGUGCCAAAAUUAUGUUGACCGGUGUCUUACGUUAUGAAGAUGGUAUUGAAAUGGAUCAAGAAAUUGUUAUUUGUACCACAAAGGGUGAAGCCGUUUGUUUGGCAAUCGCCCAAAUGACCACAGCCACAAUGGCUUCCUGCGAUCAUGGUGUAGUGGCCAAGAUUAAACGUGUCAUCAUGGAAAGAGAUACAUAUCCACGCAAAUGGGGUUUGGGUCCUAAAGCUUCGGCCAAGAAAGCUCUAAUUGCCUCUGGCAAAUUAGAUAAAUACGGUCGUCCCAAUGAAAAUACACCCAAAGAAUGGUUAACUGGUUUUGUAGACUAUAACGCCAAGAAACCUGCCGCGGCUGUAGCGCCACAAGCCAACACCAAUGGCAAUACCACAGAUGAGGCUAAGAAGCGUAAAUUAAGUGUUUGUAGCCAAGAUGAUAGUACAGCUGCCGUAGCUGAGGAUUCUAUUGUCACAGAUAAAUCCGAAAAGAAGAAGAAGAAGAAACACAAGGCUGACAAAGAAGCCGCUGAUGUGUCUUUAGUAGAAGAAGAGACAGUGACAGUUGCUGAAACAGAGGCUGAACUUGAGGGCGAAAAGAAAGAAAAGAAAAAGAAGAAGAAGAAGGAUAAAGAUAGGGAGAAAACUGAAUAAGCAAAAAUUUUAAUAUUUACAUGUUAGCAAUUUAUAUAAGUACAUUUACUAUAGCUACUUCCUUUACAAAACAACAAUGCAUUUUAUAUAAAGUUUAACACUUAUUUUUUUUUUCUUUUUGGCAAGCAGUCCUAUUUCUCUUGCUAUUUGUUAGCUUUAAGGAUUUUAUUUUAAUUUUUACUUUGAAACAAAAAGUUCAAACUAUUAUUUUAUAUAGUUGUUGUCUUCUUAAAUACAUGAUCUGAAUAUGUAUUAUUGCAUAAGAGUAUGAUGAAAUGAAAAGAAACAAAAAAAAAAUAUAAAACACUAUUUUUCUAAAUAGGAAAAUGUAUUAAAAUUACAUUUUUAAAUGAAAACAAAAA
Molecule: messenger RNA, 2057 nt
Organism: Calliphora vicina (urban bluebottle blowfly)
Lineage: Eukaryota; Metazoa; Arthropoda; Insecta; Diptera; Calliphoridae
Gene: Nop60B
Product: dyskerin pseudouridine synthase 1 Nop60B
Exons: 6
Coding region: 127-1695 (522 amino acids)
Biological process (GO): rRNA pseudouridine synthesis; box H/ACA sno(s)RNA 3'-end processing; mRNA pseudouridine synthesis
Cellular component (GO): box H/ACA snoRNP complex
Molecular function (GO): pseudouridine synthase activity; RNA binding
Source: RefSeq, a predicted model, not a curated record